AUGUUGGAUUCAUCUGGAGUUCACCCAGAUGUAGCCAGGAAGUAUCGCUUAGUGGUCGGCGCGAUUGUUGCGGCCGAUCAAAGUCUCUUGUUUCGAGGUAAUGCCCGCACUGCUGACAACAUCAAGUGCAGUGGUGUGCGCGCGAUGCUCGAUUAUGUCAUGAAAAGGUUCCCGCGUGAGGGCGCUCCUACUCAUAAACAAGUGGAAGUCCACCUACGUGCCUGGAACUCCCAACAUGCUCGUGUUUUUGGGUGUCGUAUCGAGCGCUUCACGUCCAGGUCCGCCAGUGUUGUUGACCUUGCACUCAAGUUGCGGCCCAAGAGCAAAUUCUUCAUCAAUGCCAUGGACGCGAUGAGGUCCAGCGGUAUUCCACCUUUCAGAAAAGAGGUUUUCGUUGGUUGGGCAACGAAUGUUGAAGGGGAAGAAUACAGUCGUGUGAGGGAGACCGAGAAGCGGGACGGUGUCAGUGAGACGUGUCCGGGUCUUUUUCGGAGUCCCAAGGAGCUGGCUGAUGUGCUUGAUGCACUGAGGAGCUGCAUGAGUGAACUGAGCCAGCGUGGACAGGGACAAGGGCUGCUCGGUGGACGACUUCUUCCCUUGACCGUGGAGCGCAGCAGUUCACCAGUCAACAUUUUCCAUCACCGGCUGGGUCUAGUCUACUGAAUUGCGAAAGGGUCCUACCCAAGCGGGGAAGUCACCGUCCUUGAGGGUGCCCAUGCCGCUGGCAAAAGGUGGAAGAUACUUG
Molecule: messenger RNA, 745 nt
Organism: Cantharellus anzutake
Lineage: Eukaryota; Fungi; Basidiomycota; Agaricomycetes; Cantharellales; Hydnaceae
Exons: 5
Coding region: 1-663 (220 amino acids)
Source: RefSeq, a predicted model, not a curated record